GGGGGGAGAGCAUCACGGGAGGUGAUUGAGGAGGGGGACGCCCCCGGGCAGUGAGCGCUGGGAUGCCGGGUGUUCCCGAAAGUGGGUUUCCUGAGCUGCGGGCGUCGAGAGGGUUUUGGGGUGGGGGGUUCGGGCGCUCCUGGAGGCCGGGGAAAGAGGGGACCCCGGGCACGGCUUCUCUGGGGCGGGGAUUCCCUUGCCUGGGUCCCCAGGCGCAGGGGCGGAGCCGGGGGCGCCCCUGACGCGGCUGCCGGCGUGUUCCUAGUCCUGUGUUGUUCCACACGGCAGGUGGCCCCCGACUCGAGCUGCAGCCAUGGGAAACACCACCAGCGACCGGGUGGCUGGCGAGCGCCACGGCUCCAAGUCUUCACGCGCCGAGGGCGCCGGCGGCCAUGCGCCGGGCAAGGAGCAUAAAAUCAUGGUGGGGAGUACCGACGAUCCUAGCGUCUUCAGCCUGCCGGACUCCAAGCUCCCAGGGGACAAAGAGUUUGUAUCAUGGCAGCAGGAUUUGGAGGACUCCGUAAAGCCCACACAGCAGGCCCGGCCCACUGUUAUCCGCUGGUCUGAAGGAGGCAAGGAGGUCUUCAUCUCUGGGUCCUUCAACAAUUGGAGCACCAAGAUUCCACUGAUUAAGAGCCAUAAUGACUUUGUUGCCAUCUUAGACCUUCCUGAGGGAGAGCACCAGUACAAGUUCUUCGUGGAUGGACAGUGGGUUCAUGAUCCAUCAGAGCCUGUGGUUACCAGUCAGCUUGGCACAAUUAACAAUUUGAUCCAUGUCAAGAAAUCUGACUUCGAGGUGUUUGAUGCUUUAAAGCUAGAUUCAAUGGAAAGCUCGGAGACAUCUUGUCGAGACCUUUCCAGCUCUCCCCCAGGGCCUUAUGGUCAAGAAAUGUAUGUGUUUCGAUCUGAGGAGAGAUUCAAAUCCCCACCCAUCCUACCUCCUCACCUUCUUCAAGUUAUUCUUAACAAGGACACUAAUAUUUCUUGUGACCCAGCCUUGCUUCCUGAGCCCAAUCAUGUUAUGCUGAACCAUCUCUAUGCAUUAUCCAUUAAGGAUAGUGUGAUGGUCCUUAGUGCAACCCAUCGCUACAAGAAGAAGUAUGUCACUACUCUGCUGUAUAAGCCCAUCUGAAGGGAUCCCUUCCUGCCUCCCAGGAUUUAAGAGAAGCAUCUCCCUUGCCUUUCUGGACUGGACCAGUCUUACCAAGACUGGAAGGCUAAUUUGCUUUGAGGCUGAUAUGUGUGUUUCAGAGCCUUUGAGUAGAAUGCUCUGCUUUUGCAUUCGAUUGCAGAUGGGAGCUUUAUGAGUUUAUGGAAUUUAUUUUAAGACAAAAAAGUUAUAUAAAUAUAUGUGUGUAUAUGUGUGUGUAUUAUAUAUAUAUAUUCAUAUAUACUACACACACACACACAUAUAUGAGAGGAAGGUUAAUGGAAGCCUCCUAGCUAGAUGUGUUCUCUCUGCUUGUGGGGACUCACCAAAACCAGUUUUGGGGGAGCUCAAGAAAGACCAAUUACAGGAAGCUUGUUCCCUACAAUGGAUGAAGAGCCAACUCUCAGGAUCCUUGUUGGGUAGAGAUUCUACCACUGCUACCUUGGCUUUCCAAGGGAUGGGCUUGUGCCAGACUUCUGCCCCACUUACAGUUGCCUCCUUGCAGAGGCAGCUUUCCCGUGCAUGGGUUCUCUGUAUUCCUAGAGUAUGUGGCACAAUCUGUGCUUUUUAUGAUACCAGAUGCCCCACAGGAACCCUUUCUCAUCUCAUUUCACGUUCUUACUUUGAUAACCUCCCUCAGAUCCUAUACCUGACCCAUCCCUAACACAGAAGUCACUGGCCAGUGACCCUUUUCAAAGGCUAUGUGAGACCUGACCUACCACACAGACUGGGGCUUCCAGGAAGUCUCCUUUUCAGCCCAGCACAGGCCCAGGCCACUUUGUUACCACUUGUUUUCCCAUCUACUAAAGAAAAAUGUCUCAGCAUUAUAAGAAAGGCUGAGGGCAGAAGUCUACUUUCUUAUUUUAGUUUAGUGCCACAGCUUAUACUUUCUUGACACAUUCCCAUAGGUUAGUCCCACCUGGCCUGGCCCUGCUUCCAUAUUUUCUUUUGAAGAGCAGACAGCUUCGAAGGUGGGAGUGGAACCAGGGAACACUUUAAUGUCUUUUAUCUUUGGGAGAUUUUUAUGUGCCUACAUUUUUCUUUAGUUAAAAAAAUGCCUCUUCAUGAUUCUUAAGACACUGAAGAGGAAAAUUUUAGGCUCUUGAGAAAUGGUUCCCAAGAUUCUUCAACAGGAGAGAAGUAGUCUAGCCCUUUAUAGUCUUACAUUAGUGUGGCCAGCCCUGUGCAUAUCACUAAACAGUGUUUUAGAAACAAAUUCGGGUUCCUUUGGUGCACCUAAAAAUUUCCUUCAACUUAGACUUAGUAGGCCAAGAAGCGAGAAGAUACCCCUGGGGUUCCUAACCAUGAGUAGUAUUGCUUCCCUGCACCAAGUACAAACAGGACCGUUUUGUUUUUCUCUUUUUUUAAAGUGUUUGAUGAAGAAGUGGGGUCAAUGAUUCUCAUUUGUGGAAUGAAAAGUAGCUAUUCAAUCCACUCAUAGGGUUCAGAGAGAAAACAUUUUUUUUUUUUUUUUCAAGUGUCUGUGGCUCUUCCAUUAAGGAUAAAUGCAAGUCAAAAUAUUCAACACUGAAGGAGGCCAAACUUGAUGCUUGAUGCACACUGAAAGGGUACCCAUUGGUCAGUUUAGCUACCUCCUUUCUUUCUUGUUCAAAGCUGAUGACACAGCUAUCUUUGGGUGUGUAGGCCUUAGAUCCUGGGAACGAGGCAGUGGAACAUGGGGUUGUUUUGCUGGGAAUGCAAAUUUCUAAGUGCUUUGGUGGUUACUUUCUGAGAGUAAAUACUUGAACUUUAAAACUUUGAGCUUUAGCUACUUGAGGCCCCUUACUGCAGCAAAACACUUUUGUGGGAAACCGUUUAUGGUCCCAACCACUUUUUGAGUGGUCUUUCAUUUAAAAAAUCCAGGCCAAAUCCUAUUAUAACCAGCUCUCAAGAUCUGCACUGUCUACAGUUAUACUGUUUUUUUUUUUUUUUUUCUAAUACCCAUUAGAUAAGUGGAGCAUAUGGGAGGAUUCAAAGCCUUGGUUGUUACUUGGAGGGUUUUAUCACGCUAUUUCUUGUCAGCAGUAUUGAAGUGUAAUUGCCUGUGUGUUUGUGUAUUAAUUUUUUUACACAGAUAAUAUCAGUAGAGUGGGGCAGGAAAAGAGAUUCCUUCAGUGUCUCAGGCCAGCAGCUACUGUGAACUGGCUCUGGCUCCAGUCACUGGUGCUGGUGGCCUUCAAACCUUCUUAAUCUGGAUAUGUGCAGAAAGUGUCAGUUUCCUAAGUUCUUUGGUAAUCUCCCAGCCAAAUGUGAAAUGAGAGCCUACCAGCUGGUAUGGAAGAGGAUAGGCAAGGGGAACUGGGUGAUGCCUCCUUUAGCAGCGUUCCUUCUCCACACUCCUAAUACACCCCUUGGCUCUGAUAAGCCUAUUAAACACAGUUUGUCCCCAAGAAACUGUUCUAGAAGGUAGAGAGGGAAGGAGGAAGGUAGCCCAGAGUACAACCUAUUUAUUCUUCUGUGUUGGUUAAAGGGGUAGUUUAUUUUCUAAAGAAGAGAGCUUGGCAGAUUUUGAAAAUGAAAAAAGGCAGAAAAAACCCCCACCUUUUUAGCUUUUAAAAAACAUGUUUUUUUUGUUUUUGUUUUUGUUUUUGUUUGUUGUUGUUUUUUCCUAUAGGAGUUUCACAGAGUCAAAGUUUGAAAAUCACUCUUCAGGAGUGCUAAUCCUU
Molecule: messenger RNA, 3816 nt
Organism: Mustela erminea (ermine)
Lineage: Eukaryota; Metazoa; Chordata; Mammalia; Carnivora; Mustelidae
Gene: PRKAB2
Product: protein kinase AMP-activated non-catalytic subunit beta 2
Exons: 7
Coding region: 314-1132 (272 amino acids)
Biological process (GO): signal transduction
Cellular component (GO): nucleus; nucleotide-activated protein kinase complex; cytoplasm
Molecular function (GO): protein kinase binding
Source: RefSeq, a predicted model, not a curated record